Messenger RNA from Dufourea novaeangliae, 321 nucleotides. RefSeq names its product dehydrogenase/reductase SDR family member 11-like. The record is from RefSeq and is a predicted model, not a curated record. NCBI's taxonomy places the organism in Eukaryota, Metazoa, Arthropoda, Insecta, Hymenoptera, Halictidae. The transcript is spliced from 2 exons. The coding region runs from base 1 to 321 and encodes 106 amino acids.
AUGGCCGGACACUUUGCAGAGACAAUACACUUGCCGAUUGGUAUGUACGCCGCCAGCAAAUAUGCUUUGACUGCGUUGAGUACUGAAAUUCGUCACGAAAUCAUCCACGCCGGUCUGAACAUUAAAGUUACAAGUAUCAGUCCUGGAGCAGUCAUGACAGAUAUGUUGAGAGGUAUAGCCAAACUUGAUAGCCUUCUUGAUAAAAUACCCACAUUAAGUGCUGAGGACGUCGCUGAUGCAGUAAUGUAUGCCUUAGGAACACCACAAGGCGUGGAAGUAAGUACAAGAAAGCGUAUAUUACGUGAAUUACGGACAGAAUAA